AUGGACAAGCCCCAAAUUAUUGGUCAUCUACACAAAUCUUUGAAUUUCACAUUAUUUGAUUGCAAAUGGCUACCAGUAAGCACUAAAUUCGUCGUUGUGGGUUCUAACCCUCGCGACACUGGACAGAUUCAAAUCUAUGAUGUAACGGCAAAGGAACUUAGACUCGUCCUUGAGGCUGAGAAGUCCAAGUCGUACAAGUGCUGUACUUUCGGAGCAUCUCGUCUUCCGAAUGCUCAUCUAGCUACUGGAGCAUUUGAUGGCCGUAUGGCUAUUUGGGAUCUUGGGGACGGUGGCCGAUUAGAUGCUCCUCUUUACGCCGUUCAAGCCCAUAGAGAAAUAAUCAAUUCUAUUGAUGGUGUCGGUGGCCUUGGAGUUGGCGAAGGAGCUCCAGAAAUCGCCACUGGUUCUCGUGAUGGCUUUGUUAAAGUUUGGGAUCCCAGACAAGCUAAAACUCCCGUAAUUACUAUGGGACCUAGUGAUGAGCCAAACACCGAUGGUUCAGCAGAAAACUCUCGUGAUUGCUGGACCGUGGCUUUUGGUCAUGCCUACAAUGUUCAUGACCGCUGCCUUGUAGCUGGUUAUGACAAUGGUGAUAUUAAGCUAUUCGACCUUCGAACUAUGCGGGUUCGUUGGGAAACUAAUGUACGGAAUGGGGUAUGUUCUCUUGAAUUUGACCGGAAGGACAUUGAUAUGAAUAAACUGGUGGCCACAACUCUGGAAUCGAGUAUUCACGUAUUUGAUAUGCGAACUCAACAUCCUCAACGUGGUUUCGCAUCGCUGACAGAGAAAGCGCACGAUUCUACAGUUUGGCAAGUUCGACAUUUACCUCAACAGCGUGAUAUCUUCAUGACGACUGGAGGAAAUGGAUCAUUGUGUUUGUGGAAAUACAACUAUCCAGAGAAGCGCCAAAAAAUGGUUAAAAUGACGACAUCUGGAGAAGGAGAUGGAAAAGAAAUAGAAGUUGCCGAAGGCGUGAUGGGGAAACUCUCUCUUCUACAAAAUAUCACUCUUGCAUCGCAACCAAUUGCUAGCCUGGAUUGGUGUAAAGAAAAAAUGGGAUUAGCCAUUUGUGUAGGAUUCGAUCAAACUCUGAGACUUCUCAUUGUCACCAAAUUAAACCGAGUGUGA
Rodentolepis nana is the source of this 1128-nucleotide messenger RNA. NCBI's taxonomy places the organism in Eukaryota, Metazoa, Platyhelminthes, Cestoda, Cyclophyllidea, Hymenolepididae. The record is from the annotation of a GenBank genome assembly.